UAGUCCAGAGACCAGAGUCCUAUAAGUAGUUAAGUACUAUAAUAUCAUUAUCUUGGGAUUUGGAUUUUUGAGUCGCCAAUAUUUUGUCUUCAGAAGUCGGAACAGCUCUUUUUCUAAAUGUACCUUUGAAUUAAAAUAUAUUUAAGGAAUCUAAGAAAAAUGAGCAGUUCGGAGGAGGUAUCAUGGAUAAAUUGGUUCUGCGGCCUCAGAGGGAAUGAAUACUUCUGCGAGGUGGACGAAGACUAUAUAAGUGAUAAGUUCAAUUUAACAGGUCUCAAUGAACAUGUUCCACAUUUCAGGCAGGCUUUGGAUAUGAUAUUGGACUUAGAACCAGAUGAUGACUUAGAAGAAAAUCAAAAUCAAUCAGAUUUGGUGGAACAGGCUGCAGAAAUGCUCUAUGGUCUGAUUCAUGCCCGUUACAUUUUAACUAACAGAGGUGUAAGCCAAAUGUUGGAAAAAUUUCAAGUUGGAGAAUUUGGUACCUGCCCCCGUGUUUAUUGUGAAUGCCAAAAAAUGUUGCCCAUUGGAUUGUCAGAUGUCCCAGGUGCAGCAAUGGUAAAGCUAUAUUGCCCCCGUUGUAUGGAUGUAUAUACUCCCAGAUCCUCACGUCACCACCGCACAGAUGGAGCCUACUUUGGAACUGGUUUCCCACACAUGGUGUUCAUGGUACAUCCAGAAUAUCGCCCGCAAUGCCCCAGUUCAGAGUUUGUGCCUAGACUAUAUGGGUUUAAAAUCCACCCCAUGGCCUACCAAAUUCAGACACAAGCUGCUGCAGGACACAAAUCACUUCGAACUCUGGCAUACAACAAUGGUAAACGAUAGGAGCGACCCAGGCCACGACCCCCGCCUACGCGACACUAGCAGUUGCUAUAAAUAACGGAUGACCAUUGGUUACUGGCACUUGUCUUGAGCAUUAAAUAUAGGAAUAUGGCCUUGAUUCGCGUUUCUGAACGAAUUCUAAAAAGUUCAUUAUAAGCUCGGUAUAAACUUCAAAGCAAUAAACAUAGACAUUACAUAAACAACCAUAGACAAAAUGGUGAGAGCUGUCAAAAUAGUGGUAUAGACAUUUGUCAUGUUUUAAAUUUGUAUUUAUUUAAUUUAUAAGAUAGCCAGGGUAAUCACUGAACCCUUAAUAUGAUACAGUGUUACAAAUAUUGCUUUUACAUGUGAAAGAAAAAUUGGCUUUUGAAAUCUUUGCUUCACCACUAAACUCUAUGGUUGCACACAAUAUUUACAGGUUUACCGAUAGUCACUAUGAAGCGCUUGUGUAGUAACACUUGGUAACGCUUGGUAUUAAAGUAGUAAUGAUUAUUUCAAUACUCAAGGUGUCAAGAACUUAAAUAAGUGACGUUGUACCAGAUUUACUAGUAUUACUUCCUUCAAUGGAAGAUAUUUUGUAGAAAAAUCAAAUACAAAUAUUUUAAUUACCAACUUGUUAACAAUUUCAACAAAAGAUUAGUAAAUGUCACUUAUUUAAUGUGUCAUCUGUCAUGUGACUCGCUGUCAAAGAAAUCUAUGGGCGUAGCCGAAGGGAUCAAUAGGGAUUUCUCAUAUAAGUAAGAUAAGUAAUCAAUUUUUAAUUUGUGGUGUUUGAAUAUUAUGUGAGUUUCAAAUCGAUUUAUCAAUUACAAGGCGCCAAUCAUCAAAUUAAGUAUAGAACGUUAAUUCUGCUCUGAAAUAAGACUAUUUAUCUGCCAGGUUACAGAAAAUUUUGGUAAUUUAAAAAAAAAAAAGCAGGAUAAUACCGAAUUAUAAGAGCGGGGAACGUGGUCUUUCAUCUGUAUAAUUCUUUCGUGAUCGUUUUAGAACGCAUUUAGGCUUGUAUUCUAUAUCCUUGAGUAUUUUUAAUGUUAUAUAAAAUUCAAGAUUUAGAAUACGAGCUUAGGUACUCCAUUAAUAGUUUUGCCCGUAUUGCGCCUUUAGUAUCAAAUUAUGCUAGUUUUUUUAUUUCUUAAUUGUUUCUACAAUAAUCUAAUUAAAAGAUAAAUUUGAAUUCAAUCUUUUACUCACAACAGCACCAAAUAAAACAUCCUGAUACUCGCACAAGGAGCACAAUGUUACUGUAAAUAAAAAUCGGUGCCAAUAACCAUCAAUAUUGAUAUAUUUUCUAAUGUAUUGUUAUAACUCAUCGUUACUGACCAAUGUAUUUAAUGUAAUUGGACUUAUAUAGAGGUUCGAGAACAAAUCAAAUAAAACGUUCCGUUUUGCUUAUUCUACUGUUUGGAGCGGGCUUAAAAUGUCAUUAAUCAAUGUCAAAUUUUGAUGAGUCCAAUAACCAGUGUCUUACGCGGGAAUAGUCCUGUAUUAUAAUACUAAAAGGUUUUCAAUCUCAUUUAUUUAAUUCAUCUUAGUUUCCUAUGAUCGCAUACGGUUAUAAUUAUUUCGUUCCUGUACUUGGUUACUUAAUAUGGCAAAUAAAAUGUAAUGAUAAA
Messenger RNA from Pieris napi, 2432 nucleotides. Its product is annotated as casein kinase II subunit beta-like. The record is from RefSeq and is a predicted model, not a curated record. Gene Ontology annotation, cellular component: cytoplasm; protein kinase CK2 complex. The transcript is spliced from 7 exons. Lineage: Eukaryota; Metazoa; Arthropoda; Insecta; Lepidoptera; Pieridae. The coding region runs from base 160 to 822 and encodes 220 amino acids. Gene Ontology annotation, molecular function: protein kinase regulator activity.